AUGGCCUCACCUCCCAUCAACCCGUCCCUCGGUUGCCUCGGCCUCCUAGCUGGGGAACUCAGGAACGCAGUAUACACCGAUUUCGUUACUGUCGAGUACAAUAUCGAGGCCGAUAUCGAGGAGACGUGCAAGCCGGGUCACGCGCUCGCUCUCGUCUCAAAACAGAUCCAGCAAGAAUCGGCGAACGUUGUUGGCCCAGCUACUGCCCGCCUUUCGCCGUGUCAUCACACCAAGUUCGCCAUCACUCUACCAGCCAUGGACGAGAUGUCGCCGGAUACAUGCCACAAUUCACUUGUUGCGGCACUCCUCGAAGAGGUCAAGGGCAAGAGACACCACCCCGAGAACGCGCAACAGGGCUACCUCCGCUUCCUCACGCAGCACAUGGGUAACGACGUGCCCUGUGCCGUUGUCGUCCGCCCACGUCUCCCUUGUAGCUCGAGCGUCGAAGUGUUUGGCGCGAGUGCGAAGAGGACCAAACAGAUCGAGACCGAGAUGACCGGUGUCCUUCGAUCCCUCGAAGCGCGCGCGCUGACUACGAGUUUCGACACAAGAGGUCUGCCAUUCGACCAUACUGGCACACCUCGGACCGAGCUUUGCUUGCGCGAUGUCACGAAUAUCGCGGAGCAGCUGAGACACGUUGUCUGUUGUGCUGUUGAGGAGAACUUUGGUGUCGCACGGGCAGAGACGUGA
Molecule: messenger RNA, 690 nt
Organism: Fulvia fulva
Lineage: Eukaryota; Fungi; Ascomycota; Dothideomycetes; Mycosphaerellales; Mycosphaerellaceae
Exons: 2
Coding region: 1-690 (229 amino acids)
Source: RefSeq, a predicted model, not a curated record